CUCCCCUGGGGAACAGAGGGGAUGAAUGGGGAGGCGAUGGAGGGAAACCCGGCAGAGGAGCAGCGUGAGGUGUCGGCAGCAGGAGGAGGAGGAGGAGGAGGAGGAGCAGCGGCAGCCGGUAACAGCUCCCACCUCCCCCCACCUCCCACCAUCACACCGGCCAUCCCCCCCUACGUGAAGCUGGGCCUGACCAUCGCCUACACCGUCUUCUACUCGCUGCUGUUCGCCUUCGUGUACGCGCAGCUGUGGCUGGUGCUGCGCUACCGCCACAAGCGCUUCAGCUACCAGACGGCCUUCCUGUUCCUGUGUCUGCUGUGGGCCGCCCUGCGCGCCCUCCUCUUCUCCUUCUACUUCCGGGACUGCGUGACGGCCAACGCGCUCGGACCCUUCGCCUUCUGGCUGCUCUACUGCUUCCCCGUCUGCCUGCAGUUCUUCACCCUGAGCCUCAUGAACCUCUACUGCGCACAGGUGUACUUCAAGGCGAAGUCCAAGUUCACACCAGCGCUCCUGAAGUACAGACUUCCUCUCUACCUGGUCUUCCUGGCCGUCAGUCUUCUGUUCCUGGUGGUCAACCUGGUCUGCGCUCUGCUGGUCAAGAUGACCUCGGCCGACGUCAAGACCAUCGUGCUGGUGCGGGUCACCAUCAACGACAGCCUGUUCGUGCUCUGCGCCGUCUCGCUGUCCGUCUGCCUCUACAAGGUGGCCAAGAUGUCGCUGGCCAAUAUCUACCUGGAGUCCAAGGGGACAUCGGCAUGUCAGGUGACGCUGAUCGGCGUCACGGUGGUGCUGCUGUACGCCUCGCGGGCCUGUUACAACCUGGUGGUGCUGGCACUGACCGACAUCGAGGCCAUCAACUCCUUCGACUACGACUGGUACAACGUCUCCGACCAGGCUGACCUGCGCUCGUCGCUGGGAGACGCCGGCUACGUCGUGUUCGGCGUCAUCCUGUUCGUCUGGGAGCUGCUGCCCACCUCGCUGGUCGUCUUCUUCUUCAGGGUCCGACGGCCGCCUCAGGACAGGAGUGCAGCGGGGAUACCGAACCACGUCCUCUCCUCCAGAGGAUAUUUCUUUGACAACCCUCGGCGGUACGACAGCGAUGACGACCUGGCGUGGAGCAUCCCCCCCCAGAACGCCUCGGCCAGUUUGUCGUCCGACUGCUACGACUGGGGCAGCCGCCACAGCAGCUUCACGGUUCACACCAACAGCGACGAGCAGCGACUGACCGCCACCUGCACCACGGCAGAGCUCUACCCAUAA
Messenger RNA from Myripristis murdjan (pinecone soldierfish), 1257 nucleotides. RefSeq names its product G protein-coupled receptor 137Bb (gene gpr137bb). The record is from RefSeq and is a predicted model, not a curated record. Gene Ontology annotation, cellular component: lysosomal membrane. The transcript has 7 exons. Gene Ontology annotation, biological process: negative regulation of osteoclast differentiation; negative regulation of bone resorption; positive regulation of TORC1 signaling. Lineage: Eukaryota; Metazoa; Chordata; Actinopteri; Holocentriformes; Holocentridae. Bases 22 to 1257 code for a protein of 411 amino acids.